Molecule: messenger RNA, 1622 nt
Organism: Perca fluviatilis (European perch)
Lineage: Eukaryota; Metazoa; Chordata; Actinopteri; Perciformes; Percidae
Product: CD48 antigen-like
Source: RefSeq, a predicted model, not a curated record
UAACUGCCCUCCCACCCUCAGAACAGAGGAGAACAAACUGAGCUGUGAAGUUGUUUUGCUGAUCUGAAAACAGAUAUUCUUCAAGUCAUGUAUCGAUCUGGGAACCAUGGAGAAACUGACGGGGUUUUUGCUGCUGUUGGCGGCGCUGAACUUCGCUCUAGCCCAGGACACCCCAAAAUACUUCCAGGAUGGCGGGGAGCUAAUGAUGGACGUGAGGCCUCGUCCUCCUGAACCUCUCACCAGCAUCGUGUGGAGGUAUCAGGGUAACCUGGUAGCUGAGUGGGUCAAAGAUCAAGUCAGAGGUUCAGAUUUAGUCCCUUUGACUUAUUACAGAACCUUUGAUGGCCGCUCAACCCUGGAUUCAACCACUGGACGUUUGGUAAUCAACAUGGCUAAAGCUGACACUGGUGUGUAUUCAGUGACAGUCAACAACAAGGUCCAGAAUGAGCGCUAUAACGCUGUAUGGAUCAAAGAAGUCCCCCAGCCUGAGGUGGUGCCGAGACCAUUGACAUGUUCCCCCGAUUCGGACAGUUGUACGCUGACAUGUGACGUAGGCGAUGCAGUCAUCACAGACGCUGCACCGGUCACCUACAGCUGGAAGGAGGGAGACGGAGAGUGGAAGGUGUCGGGAAAGGACUUGGUCAUCACCAAGAGUGAGAAAUUAGAUGUGAAGACCUUCACCUGCCGGAUACAGAACCCGGUCAGCGAGAGAGACAGUAAACCCAGAGAUAACCCGCUCUUAGAGAAGGAGUCAGAAAGCUCUGGAGUUGGGGCGAUUGUGGGUGGCGUCAUUGGGGCCGUCCUUGUGGCUGGGGGUGGGGGUGCGGCUGUAGCUGCGUAUUGGCAUUACCAGAAACGCUCCAGGGUUCAACGGGACUAUGAACGGCCAUGGUUUACAACAAACAACAACAACAAGUUCGAAGAGGCAAAACCACUUCUACUAAAACUGCCGUGAGCGGUCAUUUUGACCGCCAGAUUCCAAACUCCUAUAAUCUCUCAUGAUAAAUACCUAAUUGCGAUAUAGUAUUAUGUAUUGUGUUAGGAUAUCUUCAGAAAAACAUAAUAACCCCGAAAUGUACAUUUUAACGAGUUUAAUUAUACAUUUGAGUAGUAAUACGCGUUUCAAUAAUUAAUAUCGUGGCAUAGUAAAACCGUAAUUAUUUCAUAGCCUACAAUUCCGAAAAAUAUGCUGUGGAAAUUCAUUCAACUUAACUCAUAACAGCCAAAUAACAAUUAAAAGUAUCUUAUCUGAACAUUUAGCUCUAACCUAACCUGGCACCGCCUCCGUUUUGGCUUCUGCUCGGACCGUGCGCCGCUUCCCUUAGGGUUAGGGUGUAUCCCUCACGUGAUGUAAUUCUCCUUGCACAUCGAUCAACUGGUCUAUUGAUGUAUGGUAUAAGGAUAUAUGUGCUAUAAUGCUGUAUAAUAUUCCCAUUUUGAGAAGUGUAAAGGCAUGUACAGGAACGGUGUGUAACUAUAUUUUGUGUACCUACCUCUAUUUUAUUUAAUUUUUUGGGGUUGAGCCUUGGUGGAUGGGUUGGGACGGGUUUGUAAUACAUUGUAUCUUUCUUGUUUCUUGUUUUGUAAAUUGAAAAUCUAUAAAUAAAGUACUGAAAAGAAUA